CAUAAUUCACCGUACAAAAUCAAACAAGUGAACUUCAAAUUUUAAAAAACAAAACUACACCAUUAUGGAGGAUCACCAAAAGGGAAAGCAAGGGAAGGAGGACAAGGGCAAGGACGAGGUUCGGUUCCGCGGUGUUCGAAGGAGGCCGUGGGGGAAGUACGCGGCGGAGAUAAGGGAUCCAUCCAAACAAGGGACGAGAAUAUGGCUAGGGACAUUUGACACAGCUGAAGAAGCAGCAAGAGCUUAUGAUAAAGCAGCUUUUAACUUGAGGGGUCAUCUUGCAAUUUUGAACUUUCCUAGUGAGUACUAUUCCAAAAUAAGAGGGUCACCACCAUAUCCACCUCACUUAGCACCACCAUCCUACACCUCAUCUCAUCAUGCUAGUGGAAGCUCUUCUAGGCCUAUAUUUGAGUUUGAGUGUUUGGAUGAUAAAAUAUUGGAAGAACUUCUUGGGUCAGAGGAGAUGAAGAAGAAAAAGAAGGGAGAAUGAUUAGGAUUGAGUCCUUUCUAUAUUUAUUUCUUUUUAUAGCUUUAUGUUUUCUCCUUAAAUACCAAUAAGUGUAUCAUCUUUAUUAUGCUCUAAGUACACAAGCAUGUAUACAUAUAUACUACCCCUAUCUUAACUAUAGUACCUCUUGAGAUUUUUUUUUUAAGACUCA
Messenger RNA from Vicia villosa (hairy vetch), 659 nucleotides. Its product is annotated as ethylene-responsive transcription factor ERF098-like. Lineage: Eukaryota; Viridiplantae; Streptophyta; Magnoliopsida; Fabales; Fabaceae. The transcript has a single exon. Gene Ontology annotation, biological process: regulation of DNA-templated transcription; ethylene-activated signaling pathway. The record is from RefSeq and is a predicted model, not a curated record. The coding region runs from base 65 to 490 and encodes 141 amino acids. Gene Ontology annotation, molecular function: DNA binding; DNA-binding transcription factor activity.